Molecule: messenger RNA, 1662 nt
Organism: Exophiala oligosperma
Lineage: Eukaryota; Fungi; Ascomycota; Eurotiomycetes; Chaetothyriales; Herpotrichiellaceae
Exons: 4
Coding region: 1-1662 (553 amino acids)
Biological process (GO): secondary metabolic process
Molecular function (GO): CoA-ligase activity
Source: RefSeq, a predicted model, not a curated record
AUGGUUCGUUCAGUCUUUCCAGACCUACCCAUACCACAGACGGAUGUUUUGUCUUAUGCACUGGGAGACAACAUCUCGAAAGACCCGAUAUGGAUCGAUGCGGAAGAUCCAUCACGAGCGCUCUCUUUGCAUGACCUUCGGUCCUGGGUUCGGCGGCUGGCUAUCUCCUUGAAAAGACAUCAGCUCCAGCAUGGUGAUGUAGUCCUAGUAUUCACGCCUAAUCACAUUUUUGUGCCUGUAGCAUAUUUUGGCGUUACUUCUUAUGGUGCUGUAUUUACAGGAGCAAAUCCUGCCUACACCGUCGGAGAGUUGAGCAAUUUGAUGCGUGACACGGGGGCGAAGCUCGUUCUUCUCCAUCCGAGUCUUGCUGAGACGGCCAUCAAAUCGGCCAAGGAAGUCGGGCUACCACUGGAAUGCCUCAUGUUGUUCUCUGACCGCCCAGUUCAGCCUGUCAGAGGCUUGGUCGAUUGGUUUUCCAUACUUCCUCCUGAGACAGAGUGUGAAUGUGGGCAACUGGCACCAUUUGAUUCAAGCGCGUCGAAGACUCGAGCUGCAAGUCUAAAUUAUUCAUCAGGUACAACUGGACUUCCCAAGGGUGUCUACGUAUCCCAUCAUGCUUUGAUAGCAAACUCUGAGCAGAUCAUCUUUAUGAGAGACUAUGGGAAGCCUUAUAGCGCGCGAAACCGGCCCGAGGAGCGAUGGGUCGGCUUUUUGCCCCUUUAUCAUGCCUAUGGUCAAGUGUAUAACAUCCUGAUGGCAGCAAAACUGAGAACUAAAGUCUUCGUCAUGAAGACUUUCAAUUACGAAAGAUUCUUAUGGGUUGUACAGACGUACAAAAUCACGCACCUUCAGAUCGCCCCUCCCAUUAUGAUCAUGCUCAACAAGCGACCUGAGACAGAAAAGUAUGAUCUGUCGUCCGUGAUCGACGUUCUCUGUGGAGCUGCACCCUUGUCCAUGGCCCUUCAGAAUGAGGUCACCAAGAAAUUCGGGUUCACAAUAAGGCAGGGCUGGGGGAUGACUGAAGUAACUUGUGGUGGGCUGAAUAUGCCUGCCGAUCUCUGCAGCCAGACAGGAAGCGUCGGAAUGCUUCAUCCGAACUCAUUCUGUAAACUGGUGGACGACAUGGGAAAUGAGGUUGGCCCAGGAGAACGGGGAGAGCUGUAUUAUAAGGGCCCCAAUGUUGCUCUGGGGUAUUGGAGAAACCCAGCUGCCACGAAAGAGGCAUUUUCGGACGAUGGCUGGCUGAAGACCGGGGACAUCGCUGUGAUGGACCACAAAGGGAUGGUUUGGAUAGUGGAUCGGAAAAAGGAGUUGAUCAAAGUAAGCGGACUCCAGGUGGCCCCCGCGGAGCUAGAAGCCAUACUCCUCCAGCAUGAUGAUAUUGCCGAUGCUGCCGUCGUGGGCAUAACCUCUGGAGAAGAAGAAUUCCCAAGGGCUUAUGUGGUGCUGAAAGACAUGAACCCUGAACAUCGUCCUACAGAGCGAUCGAUUCAAUCCUGGGUUGAAGAAAGAGUGGCCAAGCACAAAAGGCUUCAGGGAGGUGUGGCUUUUGUUAAGGAAAUACCAAAACUAGCAAGUGGGAAGAUCCAAAGAAAGACGAUGAGAGAAUGGGCCAAGCAAGAUGCCAAACUGCUGGCGACUAAUAUCAAACACAGGCUAUAG